AUGAGGAAUAGGGCCAGGAUACCUCUAAGCAAGGCUAAAGUCCGACAAUCAUGGAGCAAAUACAACCUCUACAAUCUUUCGCGAAUUGCCACACCACCCUACAAGACUCGAACCGUCUUUCAACAAAAAUGGAGCGCCAAAUCUAUACUACGCGCUUAUCAUUCCGAGCAAGUCCGCGAAGGCAUGUGGGAGCGCAUGUUCUCCCGGCGACUGAGAUCAGUCGUGCCGAUGAACCCAGAAUAUCUUGCGAUGAAUGAUGGAUCACUAGAAUCUGCUGGUAGAGGAUCAGGACUGGAAACGCUUUUCGCGAAACGACAUCCGAAAGCUAUACCUUAUAUGCAGAUGACAUUUGCGCCAUUAGAGAGAAGGCUAGACACAGCUAUUUUUCGAGCACUAUUUGCAAGCAGUGCACGGCAGGCAAGACAGUUUGUCGUCCAUGGAGCUGUCAAAGUCAACGGGAAGAAGAUGAAGUAUCCCGGCUAUCUUCUUAACCCAGGGGACAUGUUCCAGGUCGACCCUGAACGAGUCAUGUUCGCUACCGGAGCCCCGAAAGGUCUACCAGACGUAUCAUCACCAGAUGACCGAGCCGUAUCGCGCUCAGAGGAUAAAGAAGGCGCCGCACCAUUGGAAAACCAAACCGAAGAAUCUGACAAGGACGAAGACGAAGACGCAGAGGAGGAAGAAGAAAAAGAAGAAGACCCCCGCGAAGUCCUGAAAUCCCUUCUCGCACAAGCCAAAUCCGUCAUAUCCAGUCCAAAAGGCGGCAAGCUCAGCGCCAAACAAAAGCAGAACCUCCGAGGUUUCGCAAAGCAGGUCAAGCGUCAACUCUCGCGACGUGACUCCACCACAAGCAAAAGCCAUGAUCUGGAAACUCAAUUCGAGGAGCUGAAAGCUAAACUCCUCCGCCAGCCCAAUUUGCCUGCCUCAAAACCAGAAGACUCGUCCUCGUCGCCUAAUGAAGAUGAAGACGGAGAAAAGAAAGAAGAAUCUACCACCACCCUCUCUAUCUCCCCACCCCAACUCAACAGCGCAAAAGAAGAAGACUACUACGACGAUUCAAUGCUCGAUCCAGAAGACCUAACCGCCCUCCGCGCUGCCCUUGCGCGCCUGCACCUCAACCCCAUCGACCCCACAAAACCCUACGCCACGCCCUGGACACCUAGGCCCUACAUGUCAGCCUUUGCGUUCAUCCCCCCCUUCCUGGAGGUGAAUCAGAACAUCUGCGCGGCGGUGUAUCUGCGGCAUCCGGUGGCGCGGCCGGGGAUGGCCGAGGUACCGACACCAUUUGCGCAGGUGACCGGGGGGGAUGCUUUCGCAUGGUACUUGAGGAGAAGGUAA
Messenger RNA from Endocarpon pusillum Z07020, 1338 nucleotides. RefSeq lists its product as uncharacterized. The transcript has 3 exons. Gene Ontology annotation, biological process: positive regulation of translational fidelity. The record is from RefSeq and is a predicted model, not a curated record. Gene Ontology annotation, cellular component: mitochondrial small ribosomal subunit. NCBI's taxonomy places the organism in Eukaryota, Fungi, Ascomycota, Eurotiomycetes, Verrucariales, Verrucariaceae. Bases 1 to 1338 code for a protein of 445 amino acids. Gene Ontology annotation, molecular function: rRNA binding; structural constituent of ribosome.